Molecule: messenger RNA, 2958 nt
Organism: Cydia pomonella (codling moth)
Lineage: Eukaryota; Metazoa; Arthropoda; Insecta; Lepidoptera; Tortricidae
Exons: 2
Coding region: 71-2701 (876 amino acids)
Molecular function (GO): nucleic acid binding
Source: RefSeq, a predicted model, not a curated record
GCGAAGAUUUUUAUCGCUCGAACGCAGGUUAGAUAGGGACUCCUUAUUAAAGGAGCGCUAUGUAAAAUUCAUGGAGGAAUACGAGGUUUUGGGUCACAUGAGUGAAACUUUGCCUUACAGUUCAUUACCGUCAUAUUAUUUGCCUCACCACGCCGUGUUAAGAGAGUCUAGCACGACUACCAAGCUUCGUGUCGUGUUUGAUGCUUCAGCUGCCACUACAUCAGGAAAAUCAUUUAACGACAUCCAGUUAACAGGACCCAGGGUUCAGGACGACUUAUUUUCCAUCUUACUGCGGUUUCGUCAACAUAAAUAUGUGGUGUCAGCUGACAUCGAGAAAAUGUAUCGGCAAAUUCUUGUGGACGAUGAACAACGUCAACUUCAGUUGAUCUUAUGGAGGGCAGACCCUUCUAAGCCGCUUAAAAUCUAUUCUCUUAAUACCGUGACUUAUGGGACGUCAUCAGCGCCGUUUCUGAGCACGCGGUGCCUCUUACAGCUAUCACAGGAGUCCAGUGACAAGGAAACACAGGAAGCGAUCGCCAGGGACUUUUAUGUAGACGACUUCCUAUCUGGCUCUCAUUCAAUAGAUGAUACUGUGGCACUGUGUCGUAAUGUAACAACCACGCUGAAAAAUGCCCAAUUUCACUUGCGUAAAUGGCAGUCUAAUAAUGAAGAGAUUCUUAAAGCCGUCGGUGAGAACCCAUGUCUGAAAGAAUGUGUGGAUCUGAGCGAGAACGAGCUGUCUAAAACAUUGGGUCUUAAUUGGAGAUGCGCUCAAGACAGUCUUACGUUUCGCAUAGACAUCUCGUUACCAAAAGUAGUCACAAAAAGGCACAUUCUUUCAGUCAUAGCCCAAAUCUUUGACCCUCUAGGAUUAGUAACGCCUUGUAUAGUGCAGGCGAAAAUACUAAUGCAGAAACUUUGGGUAAACCAGUGUUCUUGGGAUGAUCCGCUUACAGGAGACAUACUUACAUCCUGGGAAGACUUUGUGAAAUCUCUGCCUUAUCUUAAUAAAGUCCAGAUACCUCGCUGGGUCUUGUGCAAUACACCUACGGUUGUUGAUUUCCACGUCUUCACUGAUGCGUCGGAGAAAGCAUACGGAGCUUGCCUGUACGUCCGCUCCGUGGCCGGGGAUGGCUCAGUGAGUGUUCGCCUACUGGCAUCAAAAAGCAAAGUCGCGCCUAUUAAGGCCACAACUAUUCCUCGUCUUGAGCUUUGCGGGGCCUUAUUAGGCGCAAGAUUAUGCACAAAGGUUCUUGAGUCAGUUAUCCGGAAACCAGACCAUUGCGUAUUUUGGUGUGACUCUAUGAUAGUCAUGGGUUGGUUAUCAUCAUCUCCUUGUUCAUUGCGUCCUUUUGUAAAAAACCGGAUAUCAGAGAUCCAGGAAAGUUCCAAAGCCGCUUGUUGGCGCUACGUACCUUCAAAGGAGAAUCCUGCAGAUCUAGUAUCUCGAGGUUUAAGUGCCGACCUCAUAAUGAACUCUUCCUUGUGGUGGUCUGGACCAUCCUUCUUGAAGCAGGACAUGGCCUACUGGCCGACCGCCCCAGGAAGGUCUGGUAAUGAGUCUUCAUUGCCAGAGAUGUUACCGGCAAAAUCAUUAGUCACAUGUCCCGCUUUUGAUAACUCUUGUAAGCCAAUAGAACAUUUAAUUAAAAACAAAUCAUCUUAUUCAAAAUUGCAACGGAUAAUAGCGUAUAUACUUAGAUUCAUCCACAAUUGUAAAAAGGAAAAUACUAAGAAAACCGGUGGUCUUACAUUAGCUGAGCUAGAAUCGGCUUCAGUUCUACUUCUUCGUAGGUCCCAACAAGACUCUUUUCCUAACGAGUACGAACUUCUUAAAACAGGGAAACCAUUGCCAAAGAAAAGCCGGCUUAGUUCGCUGUCACCAUUUCUUGAUUCAGGGCUUAUUAGAGUCGGGGGUCGACUCGUCAACUCAUUCUAUGACUAUGGCACAAAGCAUCCUAUAGUCCUCUGUAGUAAGCAUCAUCUCGCAAGGCUGUUUUUUAAAAUGUUCCACUUACGUCUACUUCACGCGCCUCCUCAAUUACUUCUAGCGACUAUAAAACUUAACUACUGGCCGCUCGGAGGAAGAAACUUGGCAAAACAGGUUGUCCAUACUUGUCUCAAAUGUGUUCGGUUGAAAGGUGAAACAGUGCAACCAGUAAUGGGUAACUUGCCGAAAGAAAGGUUGCACCUUGAAUAUCCGUUCCUCGAAACAGGCACCGAUUACGCCGGUCCAAUUCUUAUAGCUGACCGCAAAGGUAGGGGGUGUAGGCUCAUCAAGGCCUACAUUUGCAUAUUUGUGUGUUUAGCAUCCAAGGCACUUCAUUUGGAGCUUGUUUCGGAUUUAACCAAGGAGGCUUUUAUGGCAGCUCUUAACCGAUUUAUCGGUCGUCGUGGCAAACCAAAGGUACCAGCGCAUCGAGUUUCUGAAACAGCACUUCUGGAACAGGUUCUCCAACGAGUACGUUACUGGCUUGCAACAGAGAACGAAAUGGCAGAGCUCAAGGGGCAACCUCGACGUCGGAACCAUGGUGGUAAUCAAGGACAAGAACUUACCGCCGCUUAUGUGGCUCCUUGGCCGCAUCGUUCAAGUGCUGCCUGGCAGAGAUGGCGUCGCAAGAGUAGCCGACAUAAGGACGAAAAAAGGAGUAAUUCGUCGGGCCUUCAAUACAAUUUGUCCUCUACCCAUACAAGAUCUUGAAGACCCAAGCUCUUCAACGCCGGGAGUAUAUGUUGGCGACAAGCCCGCCGCCGCAUCGAGUUAACUCCACAGCAACAGCGAUGACGUCCACCGUCACGUCACCGGACCGGUUAGCCAGCGACGGGGACCGGGGCCGGUCCGCGGGGGGACGGUCAGAAUCGAACUUACGGCUCGCGGAACGCACACAUAUCGCGUCGCGCCAAAAAUAAUUAUAACUACCUCUGUAAUUACCAGUAAUUAAAUUAGUGUUUACAGUC